Penicillium roqueforti is the source of this 2802-nucleotide messenger RNA. Its product is annotated as DUF2293 domain-containing protein. The transcript has 5 exons. Bases 1 to 2802 code for a protein of 933 amino acids. NCBI's taxonomy places the organism in Eukaryota, Fungi, Ascomycota, Eurotiomycetes, Eurotiales, Aspergillaceae. The record is from RefSeq and is a predicted model, not a curated record.
AUGACCCGCGUCAUAAGGAGAGCUGGCUCGGUCAGGCAUGGCCCCGACCGGGCUACGCAAAGAAGAGCGAGAAGACACAAGGUUAUUAUGGAAUCGGUCACCCAAGAAAAGAAGAAGCUUCGGAGUGUUAUCUGUUUUGAAGCGCAAGCACCAAGCGGCUACACCUUCAUUCCUGCGGGAAAUCCACAACUCACUACAACGUGCAAGGAGCGAUGUCGAGACGAGGGUCUCCAGAUCUACGCAGUAUCGACUACGCCCCACCAUCGCCAUCAUAACCUGUCCCAGCAUGUUCAUCGGAUAGGGUAUCAUUUCCCUAGUACCGUGGUGGCAGCUGUUUGCUCAGAACUGGGGUUCUACCUCACAAGCACCGGUAAAACAGUGCCUAGUACCUUCCCCAUCCAGAAACUAGAGAACAACAUUCGGGGAGAAUCUGAAAUUUCUCAACAAACCCUCAACACAGAAGCACGGGACGCCUUGAAGGAUCUCUUUCCAAACAUGCCAGAGAAGGAUUUGAAUCAAAUUAUCAAGACUGCUUUUCAAAAGGGUCAGAAAAAGGUUGGGACUGCCACCGAAUUGCCUUUGGCUCGCAGAGCCCAACUCGCUGUGGUUGCUCACGUUCGGCAUGUCUACACUGACUACGAUCGCCUUUUGAAAACCACUUCCUUCCACGAAGCAAGAGGGGUUGUGGAACACACAACUCUAGCAAAAGUCAUUGAGUGGCGAGGAGACGAUGAGAACGGCCAGACAGUUCUGGAAGAUGUUUUCCGCGAGGUGAUCGUUAUCUCGGACGACGAAGACAGUGAAUCAGAAGAAGAUGCGGUUGCUUCAGCAGGUCACCAGGACACCAGUGUGGAAAUACUUGCAAGCGAUACUCGGGCCCAUGAGAUCCGAUGCCAGCCUAUGGACAAUACGAAUUCUCUUGGUCAGGAUCUUCCACGGGAACUAUCCGAGGAGGCACCACCUGGGUUCCGAUUUGUCACAAGAGCCCCAGCCACGGAUACCAUCAACCGUCGAGGAUUUAACAGGUACAAAGCAUGGACCCGAGCUGUCAAGGAGUAUAGAGAGGGUAUACAGGGCACCGAAGAACCGAGGUUUUCCGGUGCCCCCGCUGAAAAGCAAAGCCCUCGAUAUGCCGAGCAACGCAUUACUAAGGAAGUACCUGCUGCUAGGCGCCAGGAUAUAGUUCCUCAACACGCCGAGGUUCAUCGGCGAGUCGCUCCAGGCUCAGCCAGUAAUGAUAACCAAGCACAUCCAGUGCUCGCUAUUCCACUAAUGGACCGACAGAGACAUGUAGGUAUCCAGGAGAACUAUCUUCACUCGGAUGUCCAACAGAAUUAUUCAACCUAUGAUAUGAACGCCAGGCCAACUGGACUAACUAAUAAGGAAUCACCCGAGUUACAAAUCCUAGAAGAACUCUCUGGGCCCAGGAAUGUGAUCAUGAGCCACUCGCAGGAUGUCCCUCCCUCUAGGAUGGAGCCCAUAUUCCGACAAGAAAGACUGCCUCCUCAGUCGGACAGGACCAACGCACCUGUGUUUGUGAGCGGACCAAAGGAAAAUCGCCAGAAAUUGACCCCAGUGGGACGGUACCCUGACUCCGUCAAUACCCCUCUUCUCAGACCAGGUUCAAACACACAGGACUCUAUCUUGCCCUCAAUCGAAAACCCCCGGCCAAUAGAAAGCCGGUGGACUGACGCUUCGCAUCCUUUGGUACAUAUGACCAACAAAAUGUCCCUCCGAUCGGUCACGCCAGGGUAUUCUCAAGGAGAGAUAGGGCAUCAUCCCGAUGCCAUCGAAAAGGAAGGUGACAGCGAACACGCGAGCAAAAGAAGGCGUCUGACAUGUCGUGAACGUUCUCGAACCGAGUCCCGCCCAGACCCGUGGAGUGCAAGGCCUAUGGGACUUCCCGUUUCCGAAGGAUUCGCGCCACACCCUUAUCGUCGCCUUGAGCUUGUCCAAGACCACCGACCCAAGGAGCUACCUCAUUUCCGUCGGGACUAUCUGCCAGUGGAACAACCCCCUGUUGUAGGAUACCAGCGGGAAAGGAACCAGAACUCGCUUUCUUAUUCCAACGCACAAUAUGGCCUAGAAACAAGGUCAGUCUUGGGUCGACAGCAUAUCAGCGGACCAUACGAGCCUAAAGCUCAGGCUGGGCUUUCCAGUACCAGUAUCGUUGUCUCGGAAGGGGAUCGCACCUUCCGAGCGGCUCCAGCCGUAUCCAAUUCCGGACCGUGGCAUCCUUACCAUGGUGAUCGUAGUUUCCGUUCGGACCGUGCUCCGAAAGAGCCGCGGGCUAUGCGGCACACCCGCAUUGAUAGUGGCCGCCCUUUAUCAGAGAACGUCCACACAGACAGGAACCUUUAUGCCGAGGACUUUGUCCGGCAUGUUGACCACCGUGAGCCCCCUCCACUUGAAUACGUCUCCAGGCGCGCCGGACCAGAGGCCACGCCCAUUGGAGAACCGUCUCAGUCCACCCGGAUUAGAGACUUUGACUACCUUGGCACAAAGAAUUUGUCUCAAGUUUCGUCGGAUCAACGUGGCUCAUUGCCCAAAGGACCGCGAGUGACUCCUUCCCAUGAUCACCUUCGCACCUUUUCAGACUCUAUCAUAGGAAAGCUCCAGCCUCACGUGUCCCCCCAUGAAAGACCAGCCAGCGGCGGGUUCAACUCCUUGCGACCAUCCUCCAAUUACCCUUCCUCAUCCCAAACUACGGAGCAGGAUCGCCCAGUCUAUGUUCAAAGAGUUGAACCACGUCCACCCUAUCCCCUCCCUGAUGGAAGACAUUUCGUGAUUGUGGAUUAUUAA